CUUCCGGAUCACUAUCCGCUCAGGCGGAAGGAGCUCCGCUCGGGUUCGGUUGAUCUCCACUCACAUCUUUUUAAUCUUGAAGACUUCAAAAUAUACUGGGAUCUACCACUUUUUUGGAAAACUUUUCUACCAAGCAAUAAAUCACCCACUGUGCUCUUGUUAUAGCAUAGCAACUUUUGAGUUUUCCGUGUCUAAACAAGAUUUUCUUUCAUUUUCCCAUGAAUCCACAUUGUUGCUUAUUCACUUUAGUGGUGAUUGUUAUUGUGCCAGCUGCUCUUGUUGUGGAAGAUGUGGACUUCAACCAAAUGGCCCCUCUGGGAGCAAAUCAGAGUACUUCCAAUGCAUCAUUUCUCCCAACCUUUGAACUCACAGCAGGUUCCCACUCAGGUGAUGAUGUCAUCAUAGCCAAAGAGGGAACUAGCAUUUCAAUUAAAUGUCUUCUCACAGCUGAUCACUAUGAAGAUGUCCGUUGGUACAACUCAAAAGGACAACAACUGGAUGACAGAGGCAGAGGUGGAAAAUGGUUGGUUUCUGAUAACUUCCUAAAUAUCACCAAUGUAGCCUUUGAUGACCGUGGGCUCUACACAUGCUUUGUCACCUCUCCGGUUCGUGCCUCCUAUUCUGUCACCCUACGCGUUAUCUUCACCUCGGGAGACAUGAGUAUCUACUACAUGAUUGUGUGCCUGAUUGCCUUUACAAUCACUCUCAUCUUGAAUGUUACACGGCUGUGCAUGAUGAGCAGCCAUCUCCGCAAGACUGAGAAGGCCAUCAAUGAGUUCUUCAGAACUGAAGGGGCUGAGAAAUUGCAGAAGGCCUUUGAGAUUGCAAAACGCAUCCCCAUCAUCACCUCAGCCAAGACUCUCGAACUCGCCAAAGUCACUCAGUUUAAGACCAUGGAGUUUGCUCGUUACAUUGAGGAACUAGCAAGAAGUGUUCCUCUUCCACCCCUUAUUCUAAACUGUCGGGCCUUUGUUGAAGAGAUGUUUGAGGCUGUAAGAGUGGAUGACCCUGACGACAUGGGAGAAAGAAUUAAAGAGAGACCUGCCUUGGAUGCUCAAGGUGGCAUCUAUGUCAUUAACCCAGAGAUGGGGCGGAGCAACUCACCAGGAGGAGAUUCAGAUGAUGGCUCUCUGAAUGAGCAAGGCCAAGAGAUAGCAGUUCAGGUUUCUGUCCACCUUCAGUCAGAGACCAAAAGUAUUGAUACAGAUUCUCAAGACAGCAAUCAUUUCAUCCCACCUGAUGAUACAGGAUCUGCAGAAUCCAGCUCUAACUACAAAGAUGGGGCAUAUGAAAACUGUCAGCUAUGAACUGUCCCAGUACCUACAAAACUUCUCUCAGGAGAGGACCUGUUUCUUGGAGGAAAUAACAUUUUAACCAAAAGAUGACUGGGAUUUUUCCUUUAUAUUAAGCACAUCAGAACAUGAAUUGCCAAAAUCUUUGCAAAAAAUGCAGCAUUUUCCUAUCUGAUAUAUCUCAGUUAUUUUUCCUUGAGCUUAAUUAGAUGAUGCAUGUUAAGAUUUAAAGGAGCCUGAGAGAUAAGUAUAAUGGAAAAAGACUGAACUAACUGUCCCAUGGCUCCUCUUCCAUUGGCAGAUGUGACACUUGAGUUCUCAAUUCCCAUCAGUAAGAUGAGGGAUUUGCAAUAGAUAAGAGCACCUUUAAAUCAUAAAAAUCUUCACUACAUCACUAGAUAAACCUUUCCCUAGACUUUUAGUCCUCCCCACCACCACCUUUUCUUUUGGAAAGGACCAAGCUGAGAGUUUAUGCUCUAGAUUUCUACACUGAUCCCAUAGUACACAGAAGUGUGGACAUUUUUCAACUGUUCUGCCUUGUGGAUGUACAAUUGUAUGUGCCAGAUUGAAUCUUUUUAAUGUAUCACGUGGACUGUUGUACAGAUAUUGGGGAGCUAACUGCUCUUUAGCAAACUGCUUGCCACGAGUAAAUUGGUCCUUCUUGUGGCCAUAUCAUGUCUUUUUAACUUACUGAGACGACAUUUAGUUCAUGGAGGCUGGCAGUGGUUUCCCAACUGGUCUCCCAAAAUGAGCAGUCUUUUCCUAAAGAAUAAUGUUUUCACUGCUUUUAAAAUAAGAAUAAUACCACAUUGUCUCUGUUAAAUCAUGAAUUUUUAUAUUUCUGUUGAGAAUUUCUCAGGCUUUCCCUUUUUAAAAGUAUUGGACUCAAGAAGUAGGUUCUAUCUUUGGGAUACUAUUCUAGAACUUAUAUUCCUCUUUAGACCUCUGUCAACACUCCUGCACUCUGUGGUCUUAAAUAUGGUGCUAACGGUUGCAUGCCUCGUUAUUUUACUUAUUUGUAUAUAUUUUAUUGUUGAUGUUUUUGUGUAUUUCAGAUGUGUAAUUUUGAGCUAGGUCUGCUUUUGUGGCCUUUCUAAGAAGCAUUUACCUGAAAUAAGAUUAGAAAAUUGUGUUUGGUGUGUUACUGUAUUAAGACAGAGAGAGAAUCUAGACAGAGGGAGAGAAAUGAUGAACGACGCCACCUGGUUCAACUGUGUACAAUAAACACUGAACAUGGCAUUUCUUGCCUGGCUAAGAUCUGAUAUAAUGGAAUUGUAAAUACUCUGCAGAAUAAUUUCUUCAGCUCCAGGAAGCUUGGUGCCGAAUAAUUUUAAGAACUUAGUAGUGGAGCUCCAUUUGAUGCUUCACAUUUCUUCAUUUGGUUUCUGGUUAUUGAAGCAUUCCUUGAACUAGAAGCUUCUGAGGGAAAUGUUCAAACAGGGUUUUAUCGAGAUUUUAAUUUAAGGUUUCAAACAAAAAGACAGGAAAUGUAAAGUGUGACCUGUAGAACCCAUGCCUCCCUUUGUCCAGACUUAACCAAAGUAAUAUAUCUGCUCUGGACAGCAUGAAUGAAUCAAUGUGCAGCUUUAUCAGAUGGCAUUAUGGAUAAAGAUGAUAAUGCUGCCUUUUCUGUCUCUCAGGCUGUUUCCAUGGAAACCUCCAGAGCCAAACAAAUGCUACCAAUCAAUUAGCCAAAGCUUACCUUGGCCCUUAGAGGUGUUUUCCUGAAGUAAAACUGUUUUUGGACAUUUGUCUAGGACAGCAAGGGCUUUUAAACAUACCCUAGUUUAUGAAGCACUUUUUUCUUUCCUACAAUGUUUCUCCUGAAAAAUUAAAAAAAAAAAAAAGUUUAAAGCCCCUGUGUAUGUCAAUCUCCUUAAUAUCC
Molecule: messenger RNA, 3177 nt
Organism: Sciurus carolinensis (gray squirrel)
Lineage: Eukaryota; Metazoa; Chordata; Mammalia; Rodentia; Sciuridae
Gene: Mfap3
Product: microfibril associated protein 3
Exons: 3
Coding region: 219-1307 (362 amino acids)
Biological process (GO): interleukin-15-mediated signaling pathway; positive regulation of ERK1 and ERK2 cascade; T cell activation
Cellular component (GO): external side of plasma membrane; membrane raft
Molecular function (GO): MHC class II protein binding; protein tyrosine kinase binding
Source: RefSeq, a predicted model, not a curated record